GACAUCGUGAACCUGCACCACUACUGGGGUGGGGGUUCAUAACACUCCCUUACCUUUAUUCCCCGCUUCACACCCUCCCUGUCGCUGGUGGCGCCUUGCCAAAGGGAUCUCUGUUCCAGUUUGUUGCAACAUUUUGAUUUCUCCCCACAAGCCGCCGCCUCUUUUAAAAAAAGAGGAGAGGCAAACCCUGCAGCUUUUGGAAGGAAGGCUCAGCUUUGAGGAGGCACAGGCCUUUGAUAGCAAGAAGAUGGUCAAGCAAGAAAUUCUUCUCCUGGUUCUGAGUGCUCUGUCUCAAGCCAUGGGGUGCUUCCAACUCAUCACCCCUUCCAAAUGGGGUGCCAAGCCCGCCAACUGUUCGGCACCUUUGAAGGACCUCCUGCCUGAAUACGUCAUAAUCAUCCACACAGUUCAAAAUCCAUGCAAAACACCAGCUGAAUGCGCCAGAGAAGUCAGGAAUGUGCAGGAUUACCACCUGCAUCUCAAAGAAUGGUGUGAUGUGGCCUAUAACUUCCUGAUUGGUGAGGAUGGCUUGGUGUACGAAGGACGUGGCUGGCGCAGUGAAGGAUCUCACACCUACGGCUACAAUGAUUUGUCCCUUGGAAUUGCUUUCAUUGGCACCUUCACGCAGAGGUCUCCUAAUGAAGCUGCAUGGAAAGCUUUGAAGUGCCUGCUUGACUUCUCUGUGAAGAUUGGCUACCUGUCUCCAGACUACCUCAUCAUGGCCCACAGUGACAUCAGUGAUGUCGUAUCUCCCGGAGAACCAAUCCGUUCGGAAAUUUCCAAGUGGCCCAAUUACAGGCACAACUGAAGACCUUUCCUUUUCCUCUUAUUCAUCUCACACAACUAUGAAUCUGUUCAGGUUGCCAACCAGCCAGCAAUAUGGACAUGCCCUUUCCCAGGAUACUCCAUUCCACCAUUCUUCAGUGUUCCAUUUUUCCCUCCGAAAGAUAUUCAGUGUUCUGUGGCCACUGAGCAUGCUUAAUACUCACUGUGCUGAUUUUAGUUUUUAAAAUAAAUCUCAGGGAUUUUCACUCCUCCCCUUUAAGGAUCUUUUGUAUUUCUGCAAAUCUUGCUGUUUCCCUGAAUCUGCUGGUGCCCUUCACUUGCCUAUGGGUGGUCCUGUUUUGGCAACAUAAAUAUCAGCACCCAGCAGAUGACUUUGCUGUUAGUGUAUAUGGUUUGGGCUUCCAGAUAUGAACUUUGGGAAGAAAAUAUUUGUGGAUACAUAGGAUAUGUCACGGAUAGUAGAUGAUAUGUUGAUGUAUUUACAUGUGAAUUCCACAAGAGGGUGCUUAGAAUUUAAACUGCUGUCAAUAAA
Messenger RNA from Rhineura floridana, 1318 nucleotides. Its product is annotated as peptidoglycan recognition protein 3-like. The record is from RefSeq and is a predicted model, not a curated record. Bases 248 to 808 code for a protein of 186 amino acids. Gene Ontology annotation, molecular function: zinc ion binding; N-acetylmuramoyl-L-alanine amidase activity. Gene Ontology annotation, biological process: peptidoglycan catabolic process. NCBI's taxonomy places the organism in Eukaryota, Metazoa, Chordata, Lepidosauria, Squamata, Rhineuridae. The transcript has 5 exons.